GGAAGAAGUGGGAGUGGUGGAGGCAGCUGCCUGGUUCAGAGAGCGCAGCCAGAGCCAGAGGCAGCGAGGGAAGUGCUGCCGCGGCAGCGUGUCUGGAGCACCUCUCCCAGCAUGGCCAAGCCGAGUCUCCCCGUCUCGCUGGCGAUGAUGCUGAGCGUGUGCCUGGCCGUGGGGAGCCCCAGCACAGUGGAUCCCUGCUGCUACUUCCCCUGCCAGCACCAAGGCGUGUGCGUGCAGGUCGGCCUGGAGGGCUACGAGUGUGACUGCACGCGGACCGGGUACUUCGGGACCAACUGCACCCUGCCCGAGUUCUGGACGCGCAUCCACAAGCUGCUGAAGCCCAGCCCGGCUUUCUACCACUUCGUGCUGACCCACUUCAAGUGGUUCUGGGACAUCAUCAACAGCACCUUCAUCAGGGACACGCUGAUGACGCUGGUGCUGAAAAUCCGGGCCAACCUGAUCCCCAGCCCCCCCACCUACAACUCGGACUACGGCUACAUCAGCUGGGAGAGCUACGCCAACGUGAGCUACUUCACCCGCGUCCUGCCGCCGGUGCCCGGUGACUGCCCGACGCCCAUGGGGACCAAAGGGAAGAAGGAGCUUCCCGACCCCCAGCUCCUGGCCGAGAGGUUCCUGCUCCGACGGACGUUUGAGAAGGACCCGCAAGGCACCAACCUGAUGUUCGCCUUCUUCGCCCAGCACUUCACUCACCAGUUCUUCAAGACAUCCGGGAAGAUGGGACGCGGCUUCACCAAGGCUCUGGGCCAUGGGGUGGAUCUCGGGCACUUGUACGGGGACACCCUGGAGCGUCAGCACCAGCUGCGGCUCUUCAGAGACGGGAAGCUCAAGUACCAGGUGGUGGACGGGGAGGUGUACCCGCCCACGGUGCUCCAGGCGCCGGUGCACAUGAUCUACCCCAACGGCACCGCCCAGGCCCAGCAGCUGGCCGUGGGCCAGGAGGUGUUUGGGCUCCUGCCCGGGCUGAUGAUGUACGCGACCCUCUGGCUCCGCGAGCACAACCGCGUCUGUGACGUGCUGAAGCAGGAGCACCCGACGUGGGGCGACGAGCAGCUCUUCCAGACGGCCCGGCUCAUCCUCAUCGGGGAGACCAUCAAGAUCGUCAUCGAGGACUACGUGCAGCACCUGAGCGGGUACUUCCUGCGCCUGAAGUUCGACCCCGAGCUGCUGUUCGGGGUGCAGUUCCAGUACCGCAACCGCAUCGCCGUGGAGUUCAACCAGCUCUACCACUGGCACGCGCUCAUGCCGGACGCCUUCGUCAUCCAGGGGCAGGAGUACAGCUACCAGCAGUUCAUCUACAACACCACCAUGCUCACGGACUACGGCAUCGAGGAGCUGGUCGAGGCUUUCUCCAAGCAGCACGCCGGACGGAUCGGCGGGGGACAGUCCAUCAACGGCAACCUCCUGAACGUAGCCGUCGGGCUCAUCAAGGAGUCCCGGCAGCUGCGGCUGCAGCCCUUCAAUGAGUACCGCAAGAGGUUUGGCAUGAGGCCCUACGCAUCCUUCCAGGAGCUGACAGGAGAGGAGGAGAAGGCGGCGCAGCUGGCGGAGCUGUACGGCGACAUCGACGCCCUGGAGUUCUACCCGGGGCUGCUGCUGGAGAAGCCGCAAGCCAACGCCAUCUUUGGGGAGAGCAUGGUGGAGAUCGGGGCCCCCUUCUCCCUCAAGGGGCUGCUGGGGAACCCCAUCUGCUCCCCCGUGUACUGGAAGCCCAGCACCUUCGGCGGCGCCACCGGCUUCGCGCUGGUGCAGACAGCGUCGCUGCAGAAGCUGGUGUGCAACAACGUGCGACGGUGCCCGUAUGUGUCCUUCCGCGUGCCGGACCCCGGCCCGGAGCCGGCUGAGCACAGCGCGGCCCAGCCCUCCACAGAGCUCUAGCAGUGCCGCCGCGGGGAGAGGGC
Messenger RNA from Alligator sinensis (Chinese alligator), 1919 nucleotides. RefSeq names its product prostaglandin-endoperoxide synthase 1 (gene PTGS1). Gene Ontology annotation, cellular component: neuron projection; cytoplasm. Gene Ontology annotation, biological process: cyclooxygenase pathway; response to oxidative stress. Lineage: Eukaryota; Metazoa; Chordata; Crocodylia; Alligatoridae. The record is from RefSeq and is a predicted model, not a curated record. Bases 112 to 1896 code for a protein of 594 amino acids. Gene Ontology annotation, molecular function: prostaglandin-endoperoxide synthase activity; peroxidase activity; heme binding. The transcript has 11 exons.